This is a messenger RNA of Acanthaster planci (crown-of-thorns starfish), 2524 nucleotides long. RefSeq names its product hematopoietically-expressed homeobox protein HHEX homolog. The record is from RefSeq and is a predicted model, not a curated record. Gene Ontology annotation, molecular function: DNA-binding transcription factor activity, RNA polymerase II-specific; RNA polymerase II cis-regulatory region sequence-specific DNA binding. Gene Ontology annotation, biological process: cell differentiation; regulation of transcription by RNA polymerase II. NCBI's taxonomy places the organism in Eukaryota, Metazoa, Echinodermata, Asteroidea, Valvatida, Acanthasteridae.
GCUCGCGAAACCUGGUGCCAGAAUUUACCGUUCUUGGUUCUAGACUUACGGCACCAGACUUCAUCGCCAAUCCGACUAGUUUGCUGGAACCAACGUAAGUUUUAAAUGACACUUAAAAAGUAAUGGGCUCGAGCGCUCCUGCAGACGGUCAGCUGCUGUAAUCUGUUGGCAACGUCAUUGCAACGAUAGACCACUAGACCAAUCAACGACUUGUCUGGCGCUCUCGUGCAAAAAGUGCCCGGAUGCAAUGGCUAAAACGACUAAUUGACGAGUCUCGAAUUUACGAGAGAGAGAGAAAGAAAAAACCGCACUAAAGCUAUGUAGCCCCUCCCCGUAUUCCUGGUUCAUUGCAAACAUCAUCCGUUUGUCCGGCCUAGAGGAUACACACACUAACUGACACUGGCAGCUUUUGACGAGUUUAUGUACUAUUGUCACGCGUACUUCGUACGCGUAGAAGUGAGGGCCACGUCGAAUUACAGGGCAAGCACCACGGCUCUGAAGUCCAGUCACCAGUUGCGUACGGUACAGGAUCAGUGCCAGUCGACCAGCCGUGUUAGUGAUAAUCGGCCGAUUGCUGUCCAACCAUAGCAGGGCACAACUUCGCAGCAUUGUAUAUUUUUGUAGCUAUUUUUCCCGGAACAGAGCUGUGCUGAGGCCUGAUCAUUUGUUUCUCUAUGGUCUCUUCAAAAUUGAGUAACUAUUCAGUGUCUGGUGGUUCUACUAGGCCCACAUGAAACAGUACUCAAGAGGAUCAUCACAUCUCUAGAACCCAUUUCUAAAAGUUACUCCGUCUCACUAUGUCGACAUUACAGUACCCUGGACCUCCUCCACCGUCAAGCAUGAACCUCCACAACUCUCAUAUGAUGAACCACCAUCACGGCCUGGUCGGGCCCGGGCUCGCACCCAUUUCUGCGCCAAACGGUAUUCAGCCCCUGAACACGCUCCACAACGGCAGUGGGCCGCCGUCCCACACUCCUUUCUACAUCGACAAUAUCCUAGGAAGCCGACUGAACAUGACGGGCCCGGCUCGACCAACGCCAACCCUUCCAAGUCCUACUUAUCCUGCUCACAUGAACGCGCCGUACAACUCCUUCUACGACCAGCCAGUACAUCCCGGGCUUUCAGCGCCCACGCCGAUCAGCUACGGCUCUGGUGCCUUCUCCAGCCCGCCUCCAUACCCAUUCGCCCGCAGUGACUACCCGCACGGACUUAUCGACAGACACGAUCCUUACUCUAAAGUGCAGGGAAAACCCUUUCUGUGGAAUCCCUUUAUUCAGAGGCCGCUUCAUAAGCGUAAAGGUGGCCAAGUGCGGUUCUCCAAUGACCAGACAAUGGAGUUGGAGAAGAAAUUCGAAAGCCAGAAGUAUCUCUCGCCACCUGAGAGGAAAAAGUUGGCCAAGCUCUUACAACUCAGCGAAAGACAGGUGAAGACGUGGUUCCAGAAUAGGAGAGCUAAAUGGAGACGGGUCAAACAGGAGGUUCCGACAGGAAAAGGGGAGGGUGACGAUAACUGCACAGACUCUCACGAGAACCCUCGCGAUUUGGAAAGGGAUGACUUCAGCCGAGAACAAGUACUCCCCAACGGCGCAGCCUGUGCGUUCUCACACGGGGGCGGGAGUGAAGGGGAGUCGUUAGAAGAGAAAGAGGCAUGAUGAAAGAAUCUUGUUACUGGCCUGAACUGUUAAACUCUUAGAAGUUAACUUGAAAUAUGGAGCUCAAGUGGAAACGGGAGGAAACGAUGAUCUAGACGGGGCAGUAACACAUUUGCUUCUGCACUUGUUACCUAUUAAUUCAGCUAUAUUGGUUGCCGUGUUCUACGUUUGACAGUGAUGCACAUGUACGGUGUGCCAUUAACAUGUUCAAGCCCAAGCUACAGUCUUCACUCAGUCCAACAAGGUGGCAUUGAGGGCUUCAUGCUAUCAAUGCCUUGUUAAACAUGUACAUCAACAACUCAUCAACCUGCAGCGCUUGAAUGGUCUCUUAUCAUACCCUGCUGAGUUUAUUCUCCAAUCAUUCAUUUCUUCAGGAAGAGAGCAUUAGACCAUUCCAACAGUUGUUAUUUGGCAUCGAUGAACUCUUCAGGGUCGGCAACAAAUGGACUCGGUUUUGUAAAGCUUGUUCAUAUGAUUUGAAGUUUUUGCCUUUUAGAGUUGGUAAAAGUUAGUCUAUUUAAAUUUCGGAUAUUUAUAUGUAAGAUUUGUGUGUCUCGUUCGUUGCUCUGACUGGAGUCAGGUUUAAUUGAAGUAAUAUCAUUCUUCUAUAAAUCAUCACUGGACCUGAUAUGCUUCUGACAUCAUCGAUAAGGAUAUUCUUAAAUUCAAUUCUUUGGAAGGUUGCUUGUACCUUGAUUGGGUUUCUUUCAGACGUUACAUUUCGGGGCAAUUCCGAACUAAAGAAGUUGCCGAAAUGGUAACCGUCGUGUUUUUUUUUGUUUGUUUUUUUGUUAGAUAUGAAUGGGAGAUUAUUCUCAGUGUUGUUAUCAGUGGUGUAUAAUCCCUUCCCAAACGAAGUAAAAGUAUCAACA